AUGUCCGUCACAAUCGAUUCUAUAAAAAUUUAUAUCAAUCAAUUUAUUCAAAAUUUUGAUUAUGUUGAUGCAAUCUUUCUUGCUGAACGUCUUUAUGCAGAAGUAAAAAAUGAUGAAUCAACUUAUUUAUUAGCUCGAACUUAUUAUUUGAGUGGUGAUAUUAAUAAAUCUUAUUGGUUAUUACGUAAUUCAUCAAUUGAACAUGUACCUAAUGCAAAACUUCUAUUAGCAAAAUGUUGUUUUGAUAUUGAGAAACUUCAUGAAGCUGAAUCAGUACUUAUUGGGAAUUCUUCUUCGAUAACUACACUUGCAUUAGAUGAUUUUAUUAAUGAUCAUGGUGAUCAAGCAGCAUUUGCAUUACAGUUAUUAGCUAAAGUUUGCGAAAAAUCAGAUCGUCAUCAAAAAGCAAGUGAAUGCUAUCGAAAAUCUUUAAAAAUUAAUCCAUUUCUAUGGUCAUCUUUCGAAGCUCUAUGUCGACUUGGCGAACGUGUUGAUACAAGUAUAUUUUGUUCAUCUGCAAUUAAAACUAAUCGAUUAAUAACUGAACCACAAAUUAAUAAUACAUCCUAUACAGAAUCAAUAAAAGAUAUUCAAUCAGAAAAUCAAGUUAUUGAAAAUUCAAUAAAUACAAAUACAAAUCUUCCUAUAAAAGAACGAUCACAACAACGUUUAUCACAAACUCCAGCAACUGUCAUGAAACUAACAGAUUCUAUUCUCAAUGUUGGUUCAACAAAUAUUUCUGGGAUUAUAACAUCAACACCCAUCGGUUUACUAUCAGAACAAUUACAAGAUAAUGAUAAAUAUACUCCACCAACUAUAAAACCACCUGAUUAUAUACCCACAAUACGAAAUCCACCAUUAGCACCUAAACGACAAAAUACACGAAUGUUGCAUCAGUAUGGUUUUGAUGAUACAAGUACAUCAGCAUCAACAGCAACAAUUUUACAUAAACAUGACAUUGCAUCAACAUCUAUUAGUGAGACAAGAAAAACAGCAAGCACAAGAAAAGAAAAUAAAUCAAUUCGUGCACCGACAAAACGUAAUACACGUAUUACAAAACCACGCCCACCAUGUACAGAUGUAAGUAUAACGCCGGUAUCAUCGUCAGAAUCUCCAAACAAAAUGACAACACGAUCACAAGUUCGAUCAAAUAAUACAAGUUUAAAUUGUUCAAUGGAUACAGAAAUAAUAAAUAAACGUGAGCGACAAAGAAAAAGUCAAUCAAAUCAGCGAACACCUGAAAUUGUUGAAAAUAUAAUCAAUGUAUUUAAAUUACUUGGUCAAGGUCUUCAACAUUUAUCUCAAUUUGAAUGUCGACAAGCUAUUGAAUUAUUUGAAUCCAUUUCAUUAAAACAUCUCGACACACCAUGGGUGUUAUUACGUUUAGCUAAUUGUUAUUAUCAUUUACAUGAUUAUCAAAAAUCAUCACUUAUUUAUCGAGAUUUACGAACGAAAUUUCCAUAUCAUAUCGAUGGUUUAGAAUAUUAUAGUACUGUUCUAUGGCAUUUAAAAGAUGAUAUUGCAUUAGCAACAUUAGCACAUGAACUAACUGAAACUGAUAGAAAACAUCCAGCUAGUUGGUGUGCGUCGGGAAAUUGUCUUAGUUUAAAUCAUGAAUAUGAUAAAGCUAUUCAAGCAUUUAAACGUGCAAUUCAAUUGGCACCUGAAUGUGAUUAUGCAUAUACAUUGCUAGGCAAUGAAUAUUCAUUGAUUGAUGAACUUGAACGAGCUAUGGCAUGUUUUCGUAAAGCUAUUCAAUUAAAUCCACGAAGUUAUAAAGCUUGGAAUGGAGUAGCAAUGGUUUAUUUAAAACAAGAAAAAUUUCAAUCAGCUGAAUUUCAUUUUACCAAAGCAACAAGUAUAUAUCGUACAAAUCCUGAUCUUAUUUGUCAUUUAGCAGUGGCUCAACAUAAAUGUAAUCAAUCUGAAGGUGCAUUAACGUUACUUAAUGAUGCACUUAAAAUUGAUUCAAAAAAUGCUCUAUGUAAAUUUCAUAAAGCUGGUCUUUUAUUACAUCUUGAACGAUAUCAUGAAGCAUUGACAGAACUUGAAGAAUUACGACAAAUUGCACCUAAAGAAUCACUCGUAUAUUAUUUACUUAGUAAAGUACAUCGACAUUUAAAAAAUUUUCAUUAUUCAUAUAUGUAUAUGUCUUGGAGUAUGGAUCUUGAUCCAAAAGGUGCAAAUAAUCAAUUGAAAGAAAAUGCGGAUAAACUUUAUUCUAAAGACGAAGAUCUUCUACUUGGUAUGGAAGAUAUUGCAUCAUCUGUAACGGAAGAUGAUAAUAGUCAAAUGCAAUCUCAAAGUUCUCUUCAAGAUAUACAACCAAUGGAUUCAAAAUUUAUCUCAUAUUUAGUUCUAAGUUGUAGUGAAAGUGUAACUGUUCAAUUUAAAUUACGACAAUUACCAAGAUUUUAUACACCAUUGAAUGAUAAAAUAUAUUUGGCUAGUUCAUUUAAUCAAUGGAGACCAAAUGAUCCACAAUUUGAAUUUAAUAGUGUAACAAAAUCAUUAAUAGUUGAUUUUCAAAAUCUGACAAAUAUUGAAUUUAAAAUAACACGUGGAAGUUGGGCGACAGGAGAAACUUGGGCAGAUGGAACAGCAAGAGCGAAUAGAAAAUUAUCAUUGUCAAACAAUCCACAAUCAAUCGAUUUAUCAGUUGAACAAUGGGCUGAUAAAUCCAAUGGUAAUCCUACAGCUACGAAUCAAGUAUAUAUCUUAGAUGCGAAUUUUUCUAUGUGGAAUUAUCUUCCUCGUACACGUCGUAUUUGGAUUUAUCUUCCUCGAAGUUAUUCAACUGAUCUCAGUCGACGUUAUCCAGUUAUCUAUGCACAUGAUGCUCAAAAUUUAUUCGAUGCUAGUACAUCAUUUUCCGGUGAAUGGGGUAUAGAUGAAACUCUUGACAAUUUUUCCCAAGAAUUAAUCGUUGUUGGUAUCGAUAAUGGUGGUGCGGAACGUAUCAAUGAAUUAACACCAUUUGCUAAUUCAAAUUAUGGUGGUGGUCAAGCAAAUUCUUAUUUAGAUUUUAUCGUAGACAAACUUCGACCAUAUAUCAAUACACAUUUUCGUACGAAACCUGAACGUGAAAAUACAGCUAUUUUAGGUAGUUCACUUGGUGGUCUUUGUAGUUUUUAUGCAGCUAUUCGACAUGAAAGUAUCUUUGGAUUAAUUGGAGUAUUUAGUCCAUCAUUUUGGUUUACAAAUGAUAUUUAUAAUUAUGCUGGAAAACAUACUUUUCAAAGUUCACCACCAAGACUUUAUUUUGUUGGUGGUCAACCAGAAAGCGCAACAAUGAUUAGUGAUAUGCAACGUAUGAUUAAUUUAUUAAAAAAUACAACAAGAGAAUAUAGAGAAAAUCAAAGUAAUUUAAAACUUAUUGUUGCUGCAGAUGGUCAACAUUCAGAAUGGUUUUGGAGACGAGAAUUUCCAAAUGCAAUUAAUUGGUUAUUUCCAAAAAACUAA
Molecule: messenger RNA, 3462 nt
Organism: Adineta steineri
Lineage: Eukaryota; Metazoa; Rotifera; Eurotatoria; Adinetida; Adinetidae
Source: the annotation of a GenBank genome assembly